CACAUAAUCCUCUUCCUUUUAUUGUUUAGCUCUUCAGCCCCUUUCCUAAAAAACAAACCCUAACUACUCUUCUCCAUUCUUCGACGUUCGGCCUCUCCCCUCCGAUCAGACGACGCCGGCGACUGUAACUCCGAUCAGACCACCCGCAAUCGCCCUCCGUUUUGGUUUUCGGUUUAAAGGGGUUAGGGAAGGCGGAAGGUGAGCGGCAGAUCGAAAGUUCAAGGCGGUGCAAAUUAGGACUCGUCGUUUGACGGUGUUUGCAGCAGGGCAAACGAGGGUUCCGAGGAUCAAGCAGAUCUGGGCAAUUGGAACUCCACGAAGGAAAGCGGUGUGAACAGUACAGAUCGUCGGCACGGUCUGGGCAGGGCAGCACAGUCGGGUCAGAGGCUGUUUAUGGUGGCAGGGUGGACUGAGGCAUUGUUGACAAAUUGGAGGUACCAAUGGCAAACGUCAUUACGAAGUUCUUUAUUGCAUCCCUGUUUAUGUGGAUAACUCCCAUCACAUUGUUACAUGGUUUUAACCAUAAUUGGAUUCCUGGUUCAACACGAUUGAACCCUCAUUCUCUUACACUAUUGAGUGGAUUCCUUGCUGUCAUAUCAGUCAACGUUGUCAUUGUUAUUUAUAUUAUAAUGGCAAUGAAAGAACCUUCUAGUAAACAUGAACCGGAUCCUGCAUUCCUUGCCGAGGCAAAAGCUAGCAUAAACCAGUCUACUGGGAAAGCAGAUGGCCCCUCGGAAGCUCACAAUAAGAAGGAAGAAUAGGCAAUGAGAGAGGGAGGCUCUGAUUAGGAACAAUCUCAAGGCUAAUCUCCCAGGAGUUUUAAUGAUAAUCAGUUUGAUGUGCGGUCAGACUGUCUGCUUGUCGAUUGGGAUUUGGGAAGAAGAAGGUUUUGUUUCACUAAAAUAAACCGCGUAUUAGAUUUGAUCCUGUGUUUCCACUAGCGAUGUUCUUUACUAUGUGUUGUGAACUCUUUGCUUCUGCCGUCAUAACGUGAAGGGAUGUAUAGCAUUUUGGGAAAAUUACAAAGAAAUUUAGAUUAUUUGUAUUUGCGGAA
Messenger RNA from Cucumis melo (muskmelon), 1054 nucleotides. RefSeq lists its product as uncharacterized. Gene Ontology annotation, biological process: vacuolar proton-transporting V-type ATPase complex assembly. Gene Ontology annotation, cellular component: endoplasmic reticulum membrane. The record is from RefSeq and is a predicted model, not a curated record. The transcript is spliced from 4 exons. NCBI's taxonomy places the organism in Eukaryota, Viridiplantae, Streptophyta, Magnoliopsida, Cucurbitales, Cucurbitaceae. The coding region runs from base 441 to 761 and encodes 106 amino acids.